GCGGCCGUUGCCGGGCGACCGGGCGGGACCGGCCGGGCCCGGCCCGCGGCUCUUCCCCGGGGCUGCUUCCCGGGGCUCUCCGCCGGGGAUUCUCCCCGAGGCUCUUUGCCAGGGCUCUCGGAGGGCUCGGCGGCAGCGAGACCCGUCCGCCAUGGCGGGCGGCUGCGGGCUGCAGUUAUUUGUGAAGCCAUUUCAGGAUGAGCUACAGGAAGCAAUUUCUGAUUAUGUAAGAAGCAAGGAAAAGGAUGAAUAUUCAGACGACUUUGAAAGUGAUGAAGAUGGCAUGUUAAAUGAUGUUGGGAAAGAACUCGCUGAAAGUAAUUCAGGUUCUACAAGCACUGAGAGAUCUGUUGCUGGGAGUCCUCUCUUGAAUGAUGAUGCUUUACAAAAAGCAGUAGAUUUGGAAAAUGAAGCUGCUGAUGACUUGAAUUUAUCCUUUCAUGAAAAGAAGCUUCAGCAAAUAAUGGUUUUAGAAGGUGAGUGCAUACAGAAUGACAGAAACUAUGGCGAAGAAGGAUGUUUGGAAGGUCAAAAUGAGGAUAAUGACAGAAAAAAUGAUGAAGAAGUACUGCGUGAUAAUAGUGACAGUGAUAACUUGCCUAUUAAUGAACUACGUGAAAAAAGAAAUCAAGAGGAAAACCAACCAAAAGCAAAGCCUCAGACGCACAAAAAAGGAAAUACUUCAGCAUCAGACCAAGAUCAGAAGACUGUCAGCACCAGUGACUUGAAACUGGAGGACAAUGGUAGGAAAUCCCCUUCUGUUGACAGUUCAGAUGGAACCAUGAAAAUAACAGAAGAGCAAACAAUUGAUGCAGUGCAGGAGGUGUCAGUGAAUGAUCAGUCUGAGCAUGGGGAGGCAAAAAACACAUCCAAGAACUCUGUCAAGAAACUAAGUGAAACAAAGGAGAAAGUUCUACAAAACCCAAAGGCUUCUUUAUCUGACAGGUCUACAACUUUUGUGCAUUUAAAGAGAAAGGGGAAAGCUGUUCCAUCAACUUCACCUGUUUCAUCUCAGUAUCUGGGAUCGUUAAAGGUGUUGGAUGAUAAAUGCAUGCAGAAGAAAAGUCCAGAAUUCAACAAAAUAGAUAAUUUAAGGGCAGCUGUUUUUCAGAACUGGUUGGAGAAGAAAAAGCUCCUUCUACUGGAAUUAAAGAGAAGUGAAAAGGAAAAAGCUGAAAUUCUAAGGAACAAUACUGAAAAGAAAGAAGCACUUAAAAGAGAAGAAUCAAUUGCAUGUUAUGAAGCCUGGAAAAAAAAGAAAGAGAAAGAAGCAAAGAAGUUAAGCGAAAAAAAAAAGCGUGAGGAACUUGAGGAAAAGAAACCAGCAGAACAGAAUAAGGAAAAAACAGAAGCAGCACAAGCGGCAUUCAAAAAAUGGGAAGAAAAAAAAGUGCAAUAUUUAAGAGAGCAAAGCAGGAAAGAAAAACAGUCUGAAAGAAUGAAGAAGAAGAUAGAAGAGGACCUAGUUGCAGAGAAGAGGAGAGUCAGUGCAUCAGCAGUUGAAAAAUGGAAUGAAAAGAAGGAAGAAUAUAUAAAAAAGAAGAAAGUAGAAAAAUUCCAAGAGAAAAGAAAGCGAGAAAUACAACAGGCAAAAAAGGAAGAAAAAAGUGUAAAGGCUAUGGAGGAAUAUGAAAGAUGGCUGGAAAAUAAAAUGAGGAGAGAACAGCUUGAGAAGAGCCAAAAGAAGUUGCAGGCUGUCCAUGGGAAUGAGAUGAGUCCUCCCUGGAGACCACCUGGCAAAGUCACAUAUUUUUGUAAUUACUAAGCAGUUUAUUGCCUUCCCGAAGAACAAAUAGUUUACAAAGUUCUGUCAAUAGCCAGUAGCUCUUUUGUUAUCAGUUGAUUUUCACUGAAUCCAUUAUAGGUGUUAAAUUAUUUCUUUUAGUUUAUUUGAUAUUUGCAGUUUAAAUAAAACUGUCACACAUUUGCAUUGCUUUAGAAAAUGUAAUCAUUUUUCUAUUCCUCAUUUAAAUUACUUUUGCUAAAUUCCAUGUUAUGUCAUACAUUUUUGGUGAAAAUUUAUAUUCAGGAUACAUAAAGCUGGACUCUGGCAUUUUUUUUCACCCUAUAAAUAGCAGAAUGGUUAUUUUUAAGUUAUUAGACCACACUCUUAAGGAGUUAAUUCUUGAAGAAAUUAUAUGGGGAGGCUGUGGGUAAGGAUAAUGGUAAGGAGAUGUGUGCUCUCUUGUGGUAGAUGACAAAACACUAGUAGUAUGGAGGCAGAAUGUUUUUUCCAUACAUUAAUAUACAAGACACAGAGAAAAUACAUAUUGCAGAUAGGUGAUUGCUUCAGUGGCUCACGUAAGAGAGUAAAAUUACAGAGAGCAGCAGGAGAGAUGAGGAAUUGCAGCCCUGGCAGAAUGCAAAAGAAUUGCCUAUUCAAAAGUGGCACUCCUGGAUUUUAUGAGAAAAUACUAAAUUACUUCAGGCCUUCAGACUGGGGUGGUGGUGUGCAUCAUUAGUGCUCUGGGCUUUUUUAGCACUUGGAGCCUUGAAUUUGGGUUUAGUCUGUUCAGAAACUCCAACUAUAGUAUCAUGGGAGGAUGACAUUUGUAGCAGGCACCAGAAUUUAUUGUACAACAGACCUGAAGAGAAUGAGACAAGGCAGCCUGUGAGAAAGGGAUCAUCUGGAUCUUUAUUUUUGCGCUGUCCAACUAGAGGAAGCAAGGAAGGUCCCUAUGCUGACUUGAGGGAUGGAAAUGAAAAGUGUGUUAGAAUUAGUGGCAGGGAUCGAAGAACUUGUCAGGUGCCUGUUCCUGAACUGAAUGCUGCAUCCUCACUGACUUUAAGCCUUUCUAUAACUGGAUAGAAGGUUUUGACAGAAGACAGAAGUGAGAAGAUGUGGGUGACAUUUUUCAGAGGAAUGAGGAGAAGCUCACAAAUUCACAACUUCUCAAUUAGGAAAAGAUGCUGAAGUCUGUAGACAAGGGAAAACAGCUGAUAUGUUUGACUUUUAUAAUAACAUUUGGGGGACUUAAUUUAAUGUUACAUUGUAAAAAAUUGUACAUGUUACAGCAUAAUAUGAAUUUCAUAGAAGAAUUAGAGCUGAUAAAUAUAAAAAUAUGUACAUUAAUGUAUAAUAAUAUACAUAUAUCUGUAUAGAUCCUAUCUAUGUAUUUAUUGAUGACAGAAAAUAUUUUGUAUUAAUAAAGUAUAUUUUAGUA
Molecule: messenger RNA, 3164 nt
Organism: Taeniopygia guttata (zebra finch)
Lineage: Eukaryota; Metazoa; Chordata; Aves; Passeriformes; Estrildidae
Gene: MAP9
Product: microtubule associated protein 9
Biological process (GO): regulation of mitotic cytokinesis; mitotic cytokinesis; mitotic spindle assembly
Cellular component (GO): astral microtubule
Molecular function (GO): microtubule binding
Source: RefSeq, a predicted model, not a curated record